This is a messenger RNA of Fusarium verticillioides 7600, 1752 nucleotides long. Its product is annotated as cytosolic nonspecific dipeptidase. The transcript has 2 exons. Gene Ontology annotation, molecular function: metallodipeptidase activity. Gene Ontology annotation, biological process: proteolysis. The coding region runs from base 52 to 1662 and encodes 536 amino acids. Lineage: Eukaryota; Fungi; Ascomycota; Sordariomycetes; Hypocreales; Nectriaceae. The record is from RefSeq and is a predicted model, not a curated record.
CGCCAUCAUUGCCCGCUCGAUCAAGCAGGUCCUGGCAAGUCUGCCCGUGUAAUGCCCCGCACCGUACGCCUCGAUAGGGCAGCUGUUUGCUGUACUCGACUGGUAACAGCACCACCCAAAAGGCCCUUUAUCUCAUUACGAGUACCCGUCUCGCAAACUUUUCCUCAGAAACUCUGGCUUUCUUCUCGUACCUAUCUCACAGACUCUAUUCGUUCCCACCAAGCAAAGAAGAUGGCCCCCCAACUCGACGGUUUCUUCAAGCAAGUCGAUAGCUCGGCUGACCACUUCAUCGAGCGCCUGCGCAAGGCUGUCGCCAUUCCGUCUAUCUCAGCCGAGGAUGCCCGUCGCCCUGAUGUUGUUCGCAUGGGAGAGUGGCUCGGCGAGGAGUUGAAAGCCCUUGGAGCCUCUGUAGAGCUUCGGCCUCUUGGGAAGCAGCCUCAUAAGGAAUACCUCGACUUACCUCCCGUUGUCCUUGCACGAUACGGAAACGACAAGAAUAAGCGUACCAUACUCGUCUAUGGGCAUUACGACGUCCAGCCUGCGGAAAAGAGCGAUGGAUGGGCUACUGAGCCAUUUGACCUUACUGUCGACGAAAAGGGACGUAUGUUUGGCCGUGGAGCUACAGACGACAAGGGUCCAGUUUUAGGCUGGUUGAAUGCUAUUGAGGCUCACCAAAAAGCUGGCGUCGACUUCCCCGUCAACCUGCUGAUGUGUUUCGAGGGCAUGGAGGAAUACGGUUCUGAAGGCCUCGAUGAUCUCAUCAAGGAAGAGGCCAAGAAGUACUUUGCUGAUGCCGAGGCUGUCUGCAUAUCCGAUAACUACUGGCUCGGUACCGAGAAGCCAUGCUUAACUUAUGGUCUUCGUGGUUGUAACUACUACUCAGUUGAGAUCUCCGGCCCUGGCGCCGAUCUUCACAGUGGUGUCUUUGGCGGCACCGCCCAGGAGCCCAUGACCGACCUCGUUAGAGUCCUAGGAUCUCUCGUCAACACUGGUGGCGAGAUUCAGAUUCCCGGUAUCAAGGAGCAGGUUGCACCUGUCACGGCGGAUGAGGAGGGUCUCUAUGAUGGAAUUUCAUUCACCAUGGACAAUAUUCAUGAGUCCUUGGGUAGCAAGACCACCAUCUUCGAUGAUAAGAAGCAUACUCUAAUGGGUCGCUGGAGAUACCCAUCUCUAUCUAUCCAUGGCGUUGAGGGUGCCUUCUCUGCUCCUGGAGCUAAGACUGUUAUUCCUGCCAAGGUUAUUGGAAAGUUCUCUAUCCGAACUGUUCCCGACAUGGACAUUGACAAGACCAACGAGGCUGUGUACAAGUAUGUUGAAGAGCAGUUUGCCAAGCUUGGCAGCAAAAACACCCUUAAGGUGUAUGCUCAGCAUACUGGUAAGUGGUGGGUUGCAUCACCGAAACACUGGAACUUCUCGGCUGCGGCCAAAGCUGUCGAACGUGUGUGGGGUGUCGAGCCCGAUUAUACUCGCGAAGGUGGAAGCAUCCCUGUUACCCUAACAUUUGAGGAGGCCACCGGCAAGAAUGUUCUUUUGCUCCCCAUGGGUAGCUCGACAGACGGCGCUCACUCUAUCAACGAGAAGCUCGACAAGCGUAACUACAUCGAGGGUAUUAAGCUGCUUGGUGCUUAUCUACACUAUGUUGCUGAGGAGCCUCAGUCUUAACUUAUCCAUACUAUUUUAAGAUAUCUAACGUUCUAUGAUAUGAGAAUCGAAAUUAUGGAUUCCUGUACGGCGUAUAUUAUUGACAGACAC